This is a messenger RNA of Trifolium pratense (red clover), 1909 nucleotides long. RefSeq names its product L-Ala-D/L-amino acid epimerase. Bases 154 to 1467 code for a protein of 437 amino acids. The record is from RefSeq and is a predicted model, not a curated record. The transcript is spliced from 6 exons. Gene Ontology annotation, molecular function: racemase and epimerase activity, acting on amino acids and derivatives. NCBI's taxonomy places the organism in Eukaryota, Viridiplantae, Streptophyta, Magnoliopsida, Fabales, Fabaceae.
AAAAAACUAAUAUUCCAAAAAUAUAAAUUUGUCAUAUAAUGUAACAUGAUGAUACAACGUUAGGAAAAGACACAUAUCAUAGAAGGUUUGAAGCAUCUUCAUAAAUCAGUGAUCAAAAUUACAUUUUUAAUCACAACACUAUACAAAGUUUCAAUGGAUUCAACUGGGUUGCAAUUGAAAUUGCAAUUGCAAAUGAAAUCACAAAUAUCAAACAGUUUUCUUCAAUCUUCUCCUACCCUUUUCACCAACAACUCAAAUUUCAUCACUUUCACCAAAAAGUCUACUCCUUUUUCCACAAUCAUGGCUUCUUCAGCUACAUCUACAGCAAAACCAAUUGCAUAUGGUUUCAAAACAUUGUUAGAAACUUUCACUGUUGAUGUUCAUAGAGCAGAGAAUAGGCCAUUGAAUGUGCCCUUAAUUGCCCCUUUUACUAUUGCUUCUUCAAAAUUGGAGAAAGUAGAAAAUGUUGCAAUUAGAGUUGAAUUGAGUAAUGGUGCUGUAGGGUGGGGUGAAGCACCGAUUUUGCCUUUUGUUACUGCUGAGGAUCAAAACAUUGCUAUGGUUAAGGCUUCUGAGGCAUGUGAAUUCUUGUUGAAAUGUCCUGCAUUAACAUUGGGUUCUAUGUUGAGUGAGAUUGGUGAUAUUCUUCCUGGUCAUCAAUUUGCUUCAGUUAGGGCCGGAGUGGAGAUGGCACUAAUCGAUGCGGUUGCUAAUAGUAUCCGUGUGCCAUUGUGGAGGCUAUUUGGUGGAGCUUCAAAUACCAUAGUCACCGAUAUAACAAUCCCAAUUGUUUCUUCAGCUGAAGCAGCUGCAUUGGCUUCUAAGUACUAUAACGAAGGAUUCAAGACUUUAAAACUGAAAGUUGGCAAGAAUCUGAAAGCAGAUAUAGAAGUGCUUCAAGCUAUACGUGGUGCACACCCUGAGUGUCAGUUUAUUCUCGAUGCUAACGAAGGGUAUAACUCUGACGAAGCAGUGGAAGUUCUUCAGAAAUUACACGAAAUGGGGUUGACCCCUAUUCUAUUUGAGCAACCAGUUCAUAGAGAUGAUUGGGAUGGUCUUGGAUAUGUGAGUAACAUAGCAAGAGAAAGAUAUGGAGUAUCUGUUGCAGCUGAUGAGAGCUGCAGAAGUUUAGUUGAUGUUUACAGAAUAGUGGAAGGGAAUAUUGUAGAUGUCAUUAACAUAAAGCUUGCAAAAGUUGGAGUUAUAGGUGCAUUGGAUAUUGUUGAAAAAGCAAGAGCAGCAGGCUUGGAUUUGAUGAUUGGUGGUAUGGUUGAGACAAGACUGGCUAUGGGAUUUGCUGGUCACCUUGCUGCUGGCCUAGGAUGUUUUAAGUUUAUUGACCUAGACACACCACUUCUGCUAUCAGAAGAUCCAGUUCUGGAAGGUUAUGAAGUUUCAGGUGCCACUUAUAAGUUCACAAAUGCUAGGGGACAUGGUGGAUUCCUUCAUUGGGACAAUCUUGUUUAGCCAGAGUUAUGGUUUCCUUGCACAUUAGAACUCCACUUUAAUAAACAGAGGCAGGAACUACUUGUCUCAAAAUGUAUUGUGUACAAAAUACAAUCAUUGUCUUCACUUGGGAAAAGAGAAUGUUGGAGAGAAAUUAGUAUACUUUAAAGAGCGACUAAGUUUACUACAGUAUUGCUUUUUUUACAAUGAAAAACAGUUCUAAUAGUAGUCAAGAUUUGAUUGGAGCAGUAACAUGCAUAAGACUUGGAAGGUACUGCAAUCACAAUAAUAAUUUCUAUGCUUAGUUAUAAAAACGCCAGUCCUGCUUGAGACACAACGAAAUUCCAGAAUAUCUCUUCAUCUUAUGUUAAAACUGAAAACAAUACCACCUACUGCAUAAUCAAACAUUAUGCAGCAUGUAUCUACUUGUUUUAAAAUAAUCAAUCUACAUACUUUGUUUUAA